Molecule: messenger RNA, 741 nt
Organism: Macrosiphum euphorbiae (potato aphid)
Lineage: Eukaryota; Metazoa; Arthropoda; Insecta; Hemiptera; Aphididae
Source: the annotation of a GenBank genome assembly
AUGAUCUUCAUCACUCUAUCGCUGAGAUUCGCAGUUCUCAGAUUGAUAUGCUUGUGUAAAGCUAUGAAUUUGUCACAAAACUCUAAACUAGCUGAAUUGUUAUCAAGUAUUGAUUUUCUUAAAUCCCAACUCGUUGAUAUAAGGUCGGAAAAUACUACUCUCCGCAACGAAAUUGCUACCCUCAAUAACAAAAUUCAAGUUUUGGAGAAUUCUACUGAUGGUUCAAGUAACAUGCCCCAGCUGAUCCAAGAAUUGGCUAACCGUGAAAUAUGUGCUUGUAACAUUAUAGUACAUGGUCUCCAAGAGUCUUCGUCCAAUGAUCCUACAGUUCGAAUUGCUUCUGAUAUUAAAUUACUCGGUGAUAAUAUUCAUCCGUUUAACUUAUCUUUACCUCAAGAUCUUAAGUUAUUUAGGUUGGGCCGCAAGAUAAGUGGUAAACCUCGACCUCUAAAGGUGGUACUUCAAUCGAAGGAAAUGGCUCUCAACUUGGUGUCUGUCUUCAACUCUCAUAAGCGAACACAAUCGGUCCCUGCUAACUCAAUCUCCAUCUCACGGGGUCGCACCCUCCUUGAGCACCAAGAAAUUCGUCGUGUCUACACAGAGCUUGAGAACCGUAAGAAAAACGGUGAACACAACAUCUCCAUAAAGUAUAGGAAUGGAAUUCCACUUAUUGUACCUAAUAGUGGUGGUGUUUCUGGUAGUCACUCGAAUCAUCCAUCUUCUUCGCUUUCAAAAAACUAG